This is a messenger RNA of Yamadazyma jaroonii, 1854 nucleotides long. Lineage: Eukaryota; Fungi; Ascomycota; Pichiomycetes; Serinales; Debaryomycetaceae. The record is from the annotation of a GenBank genome assembly.
AUGACCGUUGAUAUACCUGGUAUAGUGCUUCCAAAGCAUUCUCCUGAAUUUGAUCCUUCAACAUUAUCCAAUUACACUAAGUUCGAUAUUGUUAACACCGACUUAUACUUUGAUAUAAACUUUGACCAAAAAAUCUUAGUAUCCAAUACUGUGUUGGAAUUGAAAACCUUAGAUGAUAUUGAAGAAGUUGUUUUAGAUGUAUCAUUCAUUAAAGUCAAUAAAGUCAAAGUCAAUGGGCAAACUAUUGAUUUUGUCGUAGGAGAUAGAGUUGAACCCUUAGGUUCAGCUUUAACCAUUCCUUUUAAAGCGGGCAAAGGUGAAGAUUUGAAAGUCGAUAUUGAUUUUGAAACUACACAACAAUGUACAGCAUUACAAUUUUUAGAAAAAGAAGCCACUGAUGGUAAGAAGUACCCAUAUUUAUUCAGUCAAAGUGAAGCUAUUCAUGCUAGAAGUUUAUUCCCAUGUUUUGAUACUCCAGGUAUAAAAGGAACUUAUAAUAUAACCGUUAAAUCUCCAUUGAAUGUGAUAAUUUCCGGAAGACCUGUUAGUCAGAAAGGUGACAUUUAUAAAUUCAUUCAACCUAUACCAAUCCCUUCAUAUUUGGUAGCUAUAGCUUCUGGUGAUAUUGAAUAUUCUACUGUAGGUCCAAGAUCAAAAGUUUAUACCGAACCCAUUAAUUUGAAACGUUGUCAUAAUGAAUUGACUGAUGAUAUUGAAAAAUUUAUUGAAGCAGCAGAAAAAAUUGUUUUCAAUUAUGAAUGGAUGGAUUAUAAUGUUUUGAUUUUACCUUCAUCAUUCCCAUACGGUGGUAUGGAAGUCCCCAAUGUCACCUUUGCUACUCCAACUAUAAUCACCGGUGAUAAAUCAAAUAUUGAUGUCAUUGCCCAUGAAUUGGCUCAUAGUUGGGCAGGUAAUUUAGUCACCAAUUGUUCAUGGGAACAUUUCUGGCUUAAUGAAGGUUGGUGUGUCUAUUUGGAAAGAAGAAUCAUAGAAAGUGUUCAUGAUAAAGCUACUAGAGAUUUCCAUUGUAUCAUUGGGUGGUACGAUUUAUCAUCAUCUAUUAAAUCAAUGGAUUGGAAAUAUACCUCUCUUGUCCAUGACUUAAAAGACGGUUCUGACCCUGAUGAUGCUUUUAGUGUUGUUCCUUAUGAAAAGGGUUCAACCUUAUUGUAUCACCUCGAAACCAUAUUGACUAAAGAAGUUUUCGAUCCUUUUAUUGUUCAUUAUUUUGAUAAAUUCAAAUACAAAUCCUUGGAUAGUUAUCAAUUUUUAACUACCUUGUAUGAUUUCUUCCCUGAUCAUAGAUCAGUUUUAGAUACUGUCAAUUGGAAACAAUGGUUAUUUGAACCAGGAAUGCCACCAAUCAAACCAAACUUCGAUACUUCUUUAGUUGAUUCAGUUUACAAAUUAAGUGACCAAUGGUUCAACUCCAUUAAGAAUAAUGGCGAUUUGAGUAAAUUCUCCGUUAAAGAUAUCUCCAGCUUUUCUUCAAAUCAAUCAACAGUAUUCUUAGAAUCUUUGAUAGAAUUCGAUAAACAUGAAGGGUUUAAAUGGUCAGAGAAUCUUAAAGCUUUAGAAAAAAUUGACCAAGCUUACGGUGUUCAAUAUGCUAAUGAUACUAAUGCAGAAAUAUUAUCCAGAUAUUAUUUCCUCCAAGUCGGAGGAGGUAAUUUGAAAUACUUUGACGUUUUAGGUCAAUGGUUAGGCACAGUUGGAAGAAUGAAGUUUGUCAGACCAGGUUUCGUCACUUUGAAUGAUAUUGAUCAUGACAAAGCCGUUGAAUACUUCAAUAAAUUCAAAUCAAACUACCAUCCGAUCUGCCAACAAAUGGUUAAGAAAGAUUUAGGAUUAUAA